GAGAAUACUUCCUUGUGGCAUUUUCUUUCCCAUUUUCAUCCCCUGAUUGUCGCCAGAUGUAACACUCAUGCCGAAUGUCGAUACUCAAUCUGUUACAGAUAAUUCAUACACAUGUGUGUGGUGUGGUGGGGAUGAUGUGCGUUUGCGGUGUUUUAAGUUGAUUACAUUUGUUUGGCUUAUACAUAAGCGCCGGGAAUCACUGCAGGCUCUCACAGGAUACUUAUGUACCACGGAUGCCGUUCGUCUACCGUUCGUUUCGCACCAUAUGCACACACUUGGAUCUUGUCUGUUUCUGUUGUUGUACAACUAGCACGUUUAUUGUAUUUUUUAAUCCCUUAUUACAACUACAAAAUUAGUCGUCCAGGUUUUUAAUAAAGCCGGCAUUCAAAAGUCGAAGGAAAAUUUUUUUUAUCCAUAUCGAGUACCAGUAUUUUUGUAAUAAUGGCUAAACGAGCGAUUCCACCAUCGAAUUAUUUAGACCAGUAUUUAUUAAAAGGAUCAGAUUCACCGAGACUGCAGAAGUUAACCGCUGCUCAGUUCAUGGAUGUAUGGGCACAUUACGAUUCCGAUGCCAAUGGAUUCAUUGAAGGAAAUGAGUUGGACUCCUUUCUUCAUGAAUUUUUAGCAGCCGUAAUGAAUCUCCCAAAUCCCGAUACGAUCCCGAAGAAAACUCUGGAUGAUCUAAAAAGGAGUUUUAUGGAAGAAUACGAUGUCAAUGGUGACGGGAAAAUUGAAAUAAAGGAGUUGGCGCAGUUGCUUCCACUUGAUGAGAAUUUUUUUCUUUUAUUCCGCUUCAAUAAUCCUCUGGAAAGCAGUGUGGAAUUUAUGCGGAUAUGGAAACAGUUUGACAAAGAUUAUAGCGGGUACAUCGAGGCAGACGAAUUGAAGGAUUUCUUAAGAGCAGUGAUUCUUCGCUCAAACAGUAGUGCCGCACUGGAUGAUGAUAAAUUACUGGAAUACACGGAUUCCAUUCUGAGGAUUUUUGAUACAAAUAAAGACGGGAAACUGCAAUUAAGCGAAAUGGCUCAACUUUUACCGGUCAAGGAGAACUUCUUGAACCGGGCCGUUUUCAAGGCAAGAGGAUCGGAGCAGGGCCAAAAAGGCCAGAAAGGUUCACUUCGGACCCUUACUGCUCAAGAUGUGGAAAACGUUUUCGUGCUCUAUGAUAGGGAUGGUAAUGGUAUGAUAGAAAACGAAGAGCUGUACGGAUUAUGCAAGGAUCUUUUGGAACUCGCCAAAUCGGAGUACGACAUGGACGAUUUGGAGGCCUUUUAUGAUGCAAUUAUCAAGGGCUGUGACAUCAAUCACGAUGGAAAAAUCAACCAGAAAGAACUGACAAUGAUCCUCUUGGCCAUUGCUAAAACCGCCGCCGAGGAUGAGCAGAAGGAAGCUGGCACACCAACUGAAAGCCCUUGAAACAGCAACCUGCCGGCUUCAAUUUCUCACAGAACAUAACUUGCAUAAAAUCACGCUGGCAUUUUUUCCUGGCGUUUCGUUACCCCAAACAAUUAAGUGGUAUUCUCUGUGAACACAGCACAAAGUGCCCAAUCUCGUUCGAGCUCAAAUGUCUAUGCCCUUCUUUCAGCAUAUCCCCUGAGUGUGAAACGGGAGAGAAACCGUAUUGUGAAAGCCGUUGUUUUAUUCACAAAAGGCGUACUGGUUGGUCCUGUGACGGUGGCCUAUAUGGCGUACAUGUAACUGUAACAAAAUACAAAUUCU
Paramacrobiotus metropolitanus is the source of this 1719-nucleotide messenger RNA. Its product is annotated as calbindin-32-like. The transcript is spliced from 10 exons. Gene Ontology annotation, molecular function: calcium ion binding. Gene Ontology annotation, biological process: regulation of long-term synaptic potentiation; regulation of presynaptic cytosolic calcium ion concentration. NCBI's taxonomy places the organism in Eukaryota, Metazoa, Tardigrada, Eutardigrada, Parachela, Macrobiotidae. The record is from RefSeq and is a predicted model, not a curated record. Gene Ontology annotation, cellular component: dendrite; cytosol; terminal bouton. Bases 442 to 1416 code for a protein of 324 amino acids.